Messenger RNA from Chinchilla lanigera (long-tailed chinchilla), 716 nucleotides. RefSeq names its product lectin, galactoside-binding, soluble, 2 (gene Lgals2). The record is from RefSeq and is a predicted model, not a curated record. The coding region runs from base 145 to 537 and encodes 130 amino acids. The transcript has 4 exons. Gene Ontology annotation, molecular function: carbohydrate binding. Lineage: Eukaryota; Metazoa; Chordata; Mammalia; Rodentia; Chinchillidae.
UUGGUCCCUGGACAGGCAGGCGGGAGACACCGUGUCCCCGGGGCCAGAGUCCUUAUAUCUGGCCUGCGGAGUUAAUGAGUAAUAUUCCGGUAUUAGCUGACCGGGAGUCGGGACCCUGAGCGCCUGUGAUACGGAGACCACACCAUGUCGGCGAAAUUUGAGAUGACGAACCUGGAGAUGAAGGUGGGGCAAACCCUGAAGCUCAAGGGCAAGAUCGAGACCAAUAUUGACAGCUUUGCCAUUAACCUGGGCCAGGGGGCAGAUGAGCUGGGCCUGCACUUUAACCCACGCUUCAAUGAAUCCAUCAUUGUCUGCAACUCGAAGGGAGGUGGCAGUUGGGGACGAGAGCAACGAGAUGAUCACAUGUGCUUCAGCCAGGGGUCAGAGGUCAAGCUCACGGUGACCUUUCAGAGUGACGAGUUCAAGGUGACGCUGCCGGAUGGAUACCAGCUGACCUUCCCCAACAGGCUGGGCCACAGCCACCUGAGCUACCUGAAUGUGCGAGGCCUCCACAUCUCCUCCUUCAAGAUGGACUGAGCGGGCAGCACCUUGAAUACAAGUCCCCAGCCUGCACCCCGGUUCCGAGCCUUCCUGCUGAAUCCCCCAGGAUCGGCGCCCUGGGACCCAACUCUCAGCCCCCUCACCUGCACUUCCUGCCCCUCUGGCCCCAUUUCCCUUCCCCAAAGUCAACAGCAAAUAAAACCUUGCACUUUUUA